This is a messenger RNA of Iphiclides podalirius (scarce swallowtail), 228 nucleotides long. Lineage: Eukaryota; Metazoa; Arthropoda; Insecta; Lepidoptera; Papilionidae. The record is from the annotation of a GenBank genome assembly.
AUGCACCGCUAUUGGUCGCCGGCGGCCAUAUUGGCGCGGCGCAUGCGUCCCACGCGCGGGCACACAUGUGACUGGCUGGUGGCCGACUGUGCACCGAUAGGCACCGGAGCUGGCGUAUCCGCCAUCUUAUUUUCGAGCACGUGGUGUCGCAAGCACCUGCCGCCGUAUUUUCGUCCCGAUAUCGUGCGAGACGCGCACGCCGCUACGGCGCGGGCCGCCGGGUCAUUU